AUGGAAGGACGGAGACGUGUGUUGUACGAAGAGUUUGAAGGUGCGACGUCGACUGAGUCGCCAGCAAACUUUGAGCGGCGCCGGGAGCGGCCGAGAGUCAAAUCGAGUCCGAGACGGUUCUCCGCCAACCUUCGCCGUCUCACUCUUCACCUUCGCUCCCACAUCACCAUCCCUAACAUCAGCCUGGCCUUGUCGCUGCAGCGCCGGCUGCCGGUAUGCGCUGUCAUGACCGCUGCGAUGGCAACGACGAGCCCGCCGCCAGACCCGGCCAGCGAGGGGGAGGGCGCCGCCCAGACAACGCGAGCGCCACAGCGUGGACUCCGUGUGCUGCAGUGCCCGUAUCCUGGCCCAUCGACCAUGAGUUGCGUGCUGGGCAUCGGCAGCAUGCCUGUCCGAGUGACUGAAAGCAGCAGCACGCGACUCUCCAUCCGGCCUGACACGCUCCCCGAACCGAUUUUCGCGUAUGCGCGAUGA
Molecule: messenger RNA, 474 nt
Organism: Zasmidium cellare ATCC 36951
Lineage: Eukaryota; Fungi; Ascomycota; Dothideomycetes; Mycosphaerellales; Mycosphaerellaceae
Exons: 2
Coding region: 1-474 (157 amino acids)
Source: RefSeq, a predicted model, not a curated record